UCAGUCAAACCCUGCUACCAGGUGUGUUUGAGGUUGAUUGGCCACUUAAAGCAGUGGCUCCACACACUGCAAGACGACUGCUUCCAAACCUGCCCGAAGCCAAGAAUGGACUGCAACGUCGCCCGUUGGUGGCUUAUCGUCCUCAUCUCAGUGUCCACACUAACAGAAGUCCGGUUAGUGUCCAGCGGAGGCUCCAGCGUCCGAAGAAACUCCAACAUCCUGAGCAGGACUCGCGGUUACUUCCAGCCUCAGUUGACUGCGGGCAAACGGCAGCAAAGCGCGGGGCUCAGCGCGCGGCCCAGCGCGCGGCCUCGACCUGUCGUGGUCAACUGCCACCCCAACACGAUGCGGGUUGUGGUGCAGGCUGACAUGUUUGAUACGGGCCUCCAGGUGGACGUCAGACAUCUGCGCCUGGGCUCGGACCUAUUGAGUGAAGGGAGUGCAUGCGGAGCGGUCCCAUCGGGCGAGGCGGAAUUCACCAUCCAGGCCUCCCUGAGGGAUUGUGGAGCCGAACUCUCUUCGACAGAAGAGAAGAUCAUCUAUUCUAAUGUUCUGGUCUACUCUCCUGAACCUUCAUCUGAUGGUCUGCUUAGACUGGAUGCAGCAACUAUUCCAGUUCAAUGUCAUUAUGAAAAGAGGUAUGCUGUUGCUCCCAUUUCCAUGCAACCCACCUGGGUUCCAUCUGUCUCCAGGGUCUCGGCAGAAGAUCGUAUAAACUUCAAUCUGCUACUCAUGACUGAUGAUUGGCAGUUUCAGAGGGGAUUCUCUUCUUACUUCCUGGGUGACCCCAUUCAUUUGGAAGCUUCUGCCGUCGUCGGUAAUCACAUUCCCCUGCGAGUAUAUGUUGAAAACUGUGUUGCCACAGCUACACCUAAUGCAGAGGCUACAUUAAGAUAUGACUUUAUUGAGAAUCACGGAUGUCUUGCUGAUGCUUACCUGACUAACUCCAAAUCCCGUUUCCUGCCAAGAGUUGAAGAGCACAAGCUGAGGUUUCAAAUUGAUGCCUUCAGAUUCUACCAGGAGCCCAGCAGUCAGGUCUACAUUACCUGCUACCUGAAGGCUGUUCCAGCUGCGUUAUCUGUCAGCUCUCACAACAGGGCCUGCUCGUUAAUUGAAAACAGAUGGAGCUCAAUUGAUGGGAACGACCAGGCAUGUAGAAGCUGUGAUAUCUCCCAUCGGGGUGAGGAGCCUCUGCACACAGAACCCCUUAAAAAUACCAUCGGCACCCAAGCAUUGCCCUCACCGGAGGACAGACUUGAACAACGCCCUGCCACUUAUUUCCGUUUUUGGCCAGGAAAGCUCCAGAGUCAAUACGGCAAACCUCAGCGAUCCUCCCCUGGAUUGAUGAAGAGAAGUGCCGAGUACAAACCAGAGUGCCGUGUCCAGCUGGGACCCGUUACUCUGCUGCCAUCCAUUAAGACUGACACCAGGCCAUCAGACUCCAAAAUGGUACUUACACCAAAGAACAGGACCACCUGAGACUCGGCAUAGCACCGUGGAGACGGUUAUCGUUGCCUUGUAAGGGACAAAACAUAUUGGAUGAAACUCUGUGAAUGCAGAGAUUAAUCACAUCAUUUGACAUGCCACCUUCCCUGAAAGGAAGUCAGGUUUUUCCCCAAUAAAUAUUUGACAUCAA
Messenger RNA from Anarrhichthys ocellatus (wolf-eel), 1636 nucleotides. It is a transcript of the gene zp3b, whose product is annotated as zona pellucida glycoprotein 3b. The coding region runs from base 106 to 1479 and encodes 457 amino acids. Gene Ontology annotation, cellular component: extracellular matrix. Gene Ontology annotation, molecular function: acrosin binding. The record is from RefSeq and is a predicted model, not a curated record. Lineage: Eukaryota; Metazoa; Chordata; Actinopteri; Perciformes; Anarhichadidae. Gene Ontology annotation, biological process: binding of sperm to zona pellucida; positive regulation of acrosome reaction; egg coat formation. The transcript is spliced from 8 exons.